This is a messenger RNA of Penicillium soppii, 3651 nucleotides long. Its product is annotated as ankyrin. The record is from RefSeq and is a predicted model, not a curated record. NCBI's taxonomy places the organism in Eukaryota, Fungi, Ascomycota, Eurotiomycetes, Eurotiales, Aspergillaceae. The coding region runs from base 1 to 3651 and encodes 1216 amino acids. Gene Ontology annotation, molecular function: protein binding. The transcript has a single exon.
AUGAAAGCGGCAAAACAUGGUAACAUUCCUAUCGUUGAUUUUUUCCUUUCUCACGGGGCAGAUAUAAAUGCGAAGGAUAGCCAGGAAGGGACUGCAUUGCAUUAUGCCGCCGCCGGAGGUCAUCUCUCUAUGGUCCGACGGCUUUUAAAGCAAGAAAAAGGCCUCCUAGAUAUACGAGAUGUUUCGGAUAACACGGCUUUGCUCCUCGCACUUCACUGCGGGCAUGCUUCUGUUGCGAAGUAUUUGCUUGAUCGUGGAGCGGAUACAAGCACGAAAGCCCCCGAAGAUUGGACAGCCUUGCAUUACGCCGCUAGAAAAGGGUAUUUCUACAUUGCUCGACAGAUUUUGAAGCGCAACAAAAGCCUCUUGGAUAUGCGCACAAUCGAAAAUGAUACGGCUUUGACACUCGCGACUUUUGGGGGGCACAUUGCCAUUGUGGACUGUUUGCUGUCUCACGGAGCAGAUAUUCAUGCCAAAGAUUCCAAGGAUUGGACAUCAUUUCAUCUUGCUGCCAGUGAAGGUCAUCUAAAAAUCCUUCAACGACUGUUAAAGCGCGACUUAGAGAUACUGGAGUUACGAACGAGUGAAGAUGACACAGCUUUGACCCUCGCAACCUAUGAAGGCCAUACUGCCAUUGUGGAGUAUUUGAUUUCCCGCGGAGCAGAUAUCUAUGCCAAAGAUUCCGACGGUAGAACAGCCUGGCACCUCUCCGCUGUCAAGGGACAUUCAGAGAUCAUGAUGCUUCUUUUCCAGCGCGAUAAGAAUCUAUUAGAAACAGAAGACAGCAAUCAAACAACAGCUCUCCUUCUCGCAGGCCAAUUUGGAAGGACUUCCGUUGCCAACUACCUUCUUUCCAUCGGGGCUAAUAUCGAUGCCCGGAACUCUGAGACCGAUACAGCUAUACACCUUGCGGCUGAAAGUGGAAGUCUUGAUAUUGUUGAGCUCAUUCUACAGGCUAGACCUGACUUAUUGGAGUCCAGAGGUUUCACCGGCGACACACCCAUCUCAGUCGCACUCAAGUUGCGCCAUUCGGCAGUUUUUGAAUUUUUAUUUGACAAAGGAGCAGACAUAAUAGCCACAAAUGAGGAAGAUGAUACCCCAUUUCAUAUUGCUGCCACCAAAGGUCAUUUUCAAAUCAUUAAGCGAAUGUUGGACCGGGAUCCCAGCAUUUUGAAUGCCAAGGGAUACAAGGGCAGAACAGCUAUCUUAUCCGCUUUGAUGGCGGAUCAUGUGGUUUCUGAAGACUUGACUACUUCUGGCAAUUUGCUUAUUUUUGAGUAUUUGUUUGAGAAGGGAGCCGAUAUAAGUAUCGCGGAUGAGCACGCCGACUUGCCGUUGCAUUUCGCCGUAAGUAGGGGCUAUCCCACGGCAGUGGAACAGAUUCUGGAGAGGAAGCCUGAUCUCAUUGAAGCUAAGGGACACAUGGGUCGAACGGCUCUAUCACUCGCAUUGUUCCAGGAUCAGUUGAAUAUCGUUGACUCCCUGUUGGAGAAAGGAGCGGAUAUAGCAGUCCUGGACGACGAGGACAAUAACUCGCUUCAUGCCGCUGCAUGGGGUGGACACCUCAACGCAGCCGAAGAGAUUUUAAAGAAGAAGCCUGAUCUUAUUAAUGAGAAGGGAAAUGGGGGUCGAACGGCCCUCUCGUUUGCCUUGUUCAGAGGUCAUCUGGAUGUCUUUGACUUCUUAUUUGAUAAAGGAGCUGAAAUCACGGUGGACGAGGAAGGCGUUACCCCAUUUCAUCUGGCUGCGAAAGGUGGCUAUCUCCAGGCUGUGGAGAAAAUCUUCCGAAGUCGAUCGGAUCUGUUAAAUUCUAAGGAUGACGAUGGUCAGACAGCUCUAAUCAAAGCUUCGGAGGACGGACAUGUUGACGUUGCUACAUAUCUAUUGAAAGAAGGUGCAGAUAUCACGCUCAAAUCUAACAAUGGAAGAACUGCCUUGCAUAUGGCUUGUGAGGAUGGGUCUGUGGAAAUUUGCAAACUUCUGUUGGGUUCCUAUUCUAGGCAUGGAUCCCUCGAUGCCGAAAAAAGCUUCAUUACAGCAAGGGAUGAUUGGGAUGACACCGCCCUAAUUGACGGCUCUGUGAACGGUCGCCUUUCUGUUGUACUUUUGCUCCUAGAAACCGAGGUCCUUUUCCCUCAAUAUCCUGCCAACGUGGAGCCUUAUGUUUCUUUUGAAGAAGAGAUAAACGAAGUUGAAACCCUUCUUCUGGCAAGACUUAAAAAAGGAGAGACUGAUGAAAUACAUGAACGGAUCGAGGCGACCAUUUACUGGGCUAUCUUGAAUGGGCGAGGAGACCUGUUGAGCGAAUGCUUGAGCAAACUACUCGACACAUACGAUAUGAAUGGCUGGGAGCGAGGGGGAUUCUCAUGUGCCCAUGUCGCUGCUCUCGGUGGACAUGUCGAAAUGAUGGAGCAAUUGCUCCUGAACGGAGUGUGCACGCUCGCUCCAACCCUGAAUGGAAUCUCACCAUUCCACCUAGCUGUGAAGUAUAACCGCCUUGAUUUGGUGAAAAAGCUCAUCAUUUGGCUUGGUGCAUCCCCUGGAGGUGGCGUUUCGGAAAGUGAGGUCGAUGUCACCGUUGUUUUACGUCAGGUGCUUCAUGAUGAAGAUUCUGUUCUAGAUACUAUUCUCCGAAAGCAAGAUGAUGAUCAUACAUCAAUCUCUCUGGCUGCAUUGGGAAUGAAUGAGAGGCAUCGAGAGCUUCAGGACUUCCUAUGGGAUGCCUUGGAUAAAAGCAUUGAUGAAACCUUGUUCGUGAGUCCAAUGAGGGACCAAGCACAUCUCGUCCUGGAGUUAGCGGCGCAAUAUGAAACUCCUGGCGAUGAAAAAUACCUGGCAAAGUUUCUCAAGUUGAUUCCAACUCCCCUCACUUAUCAUUCGAGAGGCUUAAAUGUAUUGCAUUUAGCCGUGCACCACCGAUUGCCUACUGUUGUUUGGUGCCUUCUUUCCAAUGGGUCAUAUCUCAGCAGAACACACAUCGACACUGCGCAAAGUAUUGUCUCCAUGUUUGAAGAGAAAGAUGAACAUGGCAUCGUCACCAAGGAUGUCAUAGGGGAUGUAAUCAAGGGUAUUCUCGAGAGUCCCCCUCCUCUUCGGAGGCAGCAAGCUUGGAGACGCGAAGAAAGACUCCCAGAUUAUGAAUACCAAGAUCAACAUGAGGACUGGCCUGAAGGUACAGUGCUGGACUUCUUUCGCGAGGGAGACCAAGCCUCUCUUCAAGUUAAACGCCGUCCAAUGUCCACAAUCAUAUAUACUGCGGGGCCUCACAAUAUCAUGAAAGCUGGCCAAUAUCGCAAUCUCAAAUCGCUCAAAAAAGCGCUUUCCGCACCAGGGGACUUCCCUGAAGCCACAUCCAAAAAACGAAAGGAAAAACCUACUUCGGAACCCAAACGCAGAAACGAUAACACCCCUGCGAUUCCAAUGGAGAAGUCUGGCGCCUUGCCCACCAGAUCAGCUGAAAAAGACAAGGCUGUUGCUGAAGAAAGGAGAACGUUGGAUUUGAGAUGGAUCCACAUUCAUGCAAACAAUGCAAGUAACCAAAUCCAUACGCUCGGACUCGACAUUAUAGUUUUACUGAUGCUUCCUAUUAGCUUCGUUGUGUUGAAGUAUGUUAUCAUCUACCCUUGGAGGUGCGCAUCUAAUUCAAUUUAG